CCCAAUUAAUUAUUUUUACUCACCUACAAGACAAUUUAUUUAGCAAUGUCGAAGACGAAAAGCCGUGCGCGGCAAUUCGCUGAAUGGGCCGAGCGCCCGGCAAAAGACUUCGAUCCCGAAGAAGAGGUCCCCGAUGAGGAAGACGAUAGUGGUAGUGAAGAAGGUGUUGAUGAAAACGCUGGUACAGAGCACUACGUCUCAGUAGGCAAAAGCAAACUUCGCCGUAAAGACCCAGUCGCACUAGGGCCCCAAUACAGAGGAGCUCCCGUUAGCCGCUCAGCUCUCGAAGACGAGGACGAGGAUGAAGAAAGCGAUUCCGAAGAACAAGAUGAAGACGACAACGAUGCAUCCUCAUCUAAUUACGAAGAUGCCCUCCAAAACCUCGAGAUCGACGACGAUUUCGAAGACUUCGACGAUCCUGAUGAAGCAAACCUCGAAGUUGGUCAGGACGAUGACGAUGACGAUGACGCCGAGAUCGAUAGCGACGAUGCAUUUAAUGAGAGCGACGAAGAAAAGUUCAAAGAUUUCGUAUUCAGAGGCAGCUCGCAGACCAUACCCAACAAGGGGAAGAGAGUAGUGAGACCUACUGCUGCUGAUUAUAUGGUAUCCGAUGAGGGUGACAGCAGCGAGGGAGCAGAGCUCAAUGGAGAAAGAGACUCAGAUGAAGAUGUUGAUGACGAGGGUCUUGGUGGCUUUAUAGAUGAUGAGGCCGAAGAAGAUGACGAUGACGACGAUGAUAUGGACGAGGAUAUGGUGGAUGGUGUCAGCAAUUCGGAUGACGAUUCCGAAGGUUCGGACGAAGAGGAUGGCUUGGAAAAGGCACCUGCGGCCAAUGGCGCAAACCGCACGACAAUACAAGAGAUGAUGAAUGCUGGUCAGCGCUCCGUAACUGGUACCCUAUCAACAGUCGCGCAAAAAGAUGUUGCCAAAGGGAAAGCCGUUCGGCAACAAAGAAAAGCAUUUGAUGCAUUACUAAAUAUUCGCAUCCGACUACAAAAAUCGCUUGUCGCAGUGAACUCAUUUGGUUCAGUUGAGGAUUUACAAGACCAAUCUCAACCCUACGAAGCAGCCGAGGCAGCGGCACUCAGAUUAUGGAAUACGAUUGAUGGUUUCCGCACGAGUAUUCAAUCUGAUCCAUCCGGGAAGACGGGACAAAAAAGGAAGCGAACCGCCGACAUAGAUACAUCAAGUCAAGAUAUAUGGGAAAAUAUGGAGGCUAUCGAGCAAAGAGCCAUUGCUCGUCGCAAAGCCGUGCUGGAGAAAUGGUCAAGCAGCGCACGAAAUAUACGAAUGGUGGAUAGGUCUUCUCGCAAAUUUACGAAUACAGUGGAGAAAUCUCUAACUGCGAGAUUGGAUGAAGAGUUAGAUGCACCAGAUCGGCUUGUAAAGCGGACGAGAACGCCACGUUCAUGCGCACCUGCGCAAGUGGCGCAGAAAGUCAACGAAGACCCGAACAUUUACGAUGAUGCCGACUUUUACCAAUUACUACUAAAAGAGCUUGUCGACCAACGAGCAGGAGAUGCAUCGGGAGGUCAAGGAGGCCCUGCAGCUACGAUUCGGUUCGCUGCUGUGAAGGAAGCCAAAGCGAAGCGACACGUCGAUACUAAAGCUAGUAAAGGCCGAAAGAUGCGUUUCAAUGUCCACGACAAACUACAGAAUUUCAUGGCGCCGGAGGAUCGGCGAAACUGGGAACAGAGCGCUAUCGAUAGGUUCUUCGGCACCUUAUUCGGCCAGAAAUUGGUACUCAACGAGGAUGAAAACGAGGACAAGGAAGCAUCAGAUGAAGAAAUUGGCGGCGCGCCAAUUGAAAAUAGAGGUAUUCGACUAUUUAGAGAUUAAUUUGAAAGAAAGCGACAAUAUUUUUCGCAUUUACACAACCAACGGAGUUUUUAUUGAGACACUUAUGCUCGUGAGUGGUUCGAAAAGAGAAAUGAUUUUC
Molecule: messenger RNA, 1939 nt
Organism: Hypoxylon trugodes
Lineage: Eukaryota; Fungi; Ascomycota; Sordariomycetes; Xylariales; Hypoxylaceae
Product: TRAUB-domain-containing protein
Exons: 3
Coding region: 46-1839 (597 amino acids)
Biological process (GO): maturation of SSU-rRNA from tricistronic rRNA transcript (SSU-rRNA, 5.8S rRNA, LSU-rRNA)
Cellular component (GO): nucleolus; nucleus
Source: RefSeq, a predicted model, not a curated record